CAGAGGCAGAGCUGAAAUAAGCCCAGCUGAGGUACCUGAGCUGAAGCCACCCACAGGGAGAGCAGCUUGAGAUAUGGCCGAGCAAAGAAGACUCCGUCUCCCCAGGCAGGGGCUCUGCUUGGUUUUGUUGGUGGACCUGUGGCUGAGGGUGGAGCUGGCUCUGGCGACUGAGUGCUCCGAUGGUGAAUUCAAAGUGGUGACCAAGGAGGGUAUUACAAACUGCCUCAAGUGCAGCUCAGUGACACGCGGCCUUUCGGAUCCGUGCCCGGACAUCCUGAAACCGACCUGUAAGUGUAGUCCUGGGUACCAGUGUAGUAAUCUUCCAUGUACGAUCUGCAGUCCACUCCCUCAGUGCGAGGCGGGGACGGAGCUGAACAAAUCAGGCACCGAUCACUUCAAAUUCACCUGUGAACCCUGUAAAACUGGAACCUAUUCUGACACUCUGAACAGCUGUUGCAGGCCUUGGACUAACUGUGAGAGUUCUGGAUUACGAACAAUCAGGCCAGGAAAUCGUACCCAUAAUGUGGAAUGUGGCAUCUUCGGAGCUGUGACCCCAGUUGAGCAGCAAGAUUCCAAGUACACCACCAUCCUGGCGAUAUUGACUGCACUGGGUGUAUUCAUUCUCAUCCUGAUGACUUUCUUCCUGCACCUUUGCUUAUGGACACUGAAGAAAGAGAAACUCCACAUCGUUGAAGAGCCUGAUCAUCCCAGCCCUCUGCUGCCGCCUGCCUGCCGCCUGGUCGAAGAUUCUUACAGCUGCCAGUUCCCAGAGGAAGAACAUGGAGGCAAAACCGCGGAAGGAAAACUCUCUUAUUGCCCUUUUGUGGGGUCACACUGAAGUUGCAGAGGGAGUGUAAGCCGCUGCCGGAGGAGCAGAGCUGGGCUUGUCUUUUCAAACGUAGCGUGGAGAGGGGCAAAGGGGUAAUUUCAAACAUAGCAGCAAGAAGUGGGCUUUUGUAACAGAGUUUGGUUUGAAACUGAGGAACAACUCACUCAAGUUGACAUUUAGUGCAGUCAGAAUCCCAGCUGCGCGUUCCUCCUUUUCUGAGUCCAGCCCUCCUGAGCUCAGCCUGGGACUAGAAUAUCCAGAUCUGAUUUUUCCCUGGGCGUCACAUGCUCAUGACUCUGAGGCACCUCCCUGACUGUGUGGCAUUUCCAUGGAGUGUCCGGGUCUCUCCAUGAGGUCCUACAGUUGCCUCUCUCCUGGCCAUGUGAGUAUGUCCCUGGGGAACUCAACUGUCGUACAUGCAAAACUACCAUUUGUAGGUGAAAAAGGGAGCUCUCUCUGAAUCUGAGAAAUAGCUCUGCUCUCAGGUGGAAACAGGAUUUCCUUGAUGCUUCUGCUGAUGGUGCAAAUCUCAGGGCACAGCUCUUGUCCCUGUAUAGUUUCCAGUCUGAGGCUACGUCACUUAACGCGGCUGCGAGCCCUGCUCUGGAGACAAUCAAAGGCCCUUGUGGGUGGUUGCAGAGAUUCUUGCAGCAGAGCAAGAGCCUUGGCUUAGCGAUAGGAGAACAUGGGGGUGUUUUGUCUUCCAUGACACUUCAGAGAACAUUUACAUGGAGAAGUUUUGCCCUGGGAGCCAUUUUUGUUUGAGGAAUAGUCAAUUAAAAAUACAAACAAUCAAAAACCCAACCUGAGGCCUAUUUACAAAGCAUAAAGAAUCUGCUUUGUAAAUAAUUCCCACCCAGCUUCUAAACAAAACAGAGGCUAGGACUCACAUUUUUGGGCAGGGCCAAGGGAAAAUCGUGCCCCCAAGUUCUAGCUCCUCAGCUGGUAUAAAUCGGUGAAGUGCAAUGGACGUGACCAGCAACUUCAGUGGGGCUACGCUGAUGUAUGCCAGCUGAGGAUCCAGCCCCAGAAGUUUUGAAUUUUGUUAAACUAGAACCCCAGAUUUUCCCAGGGUACCACCACUGGUAGAAUGAAUCCCUUCUGCCUUCAUUUAAAAGGCUAAUUCCUCAAAUUUGCCUGGCUAUUUCAGUUGGUAGCGCAUCAGACUUUUAAUCUGAGGGUUCAAGUCCCUGGUCAGGCACAGAGAGUCCAUCCUCCUGUGGGAUCUCCCAAGAACUUCAAAAGGCACCCUCUCCUUCAUGUUAGAGAGAGGGAUAGCUCAGUGGUUUGCCCUGUUAAACCCAGGGUUGUGAGUUCAAUCCUUGAGGGGGCCAUUUGGGGAUUUAGUGGGGGAUUGGUUCUACUUUGAGCAGGGGGUUGGACAAAAUGAUCGCCUGAGGUCCCUUCCAACCCUGAUAUUCUAUGAUUCAUCUUUUGGGUCAAUCUCCUUCAACAGAGCUACUUUGCAUUAGCAAAGGAUGUGGCCUUUUGGCUAAGACUCAGUGUCUUUCGUUGACACCAUCCGACUGCUAUGUAGUUUCCCAGCUCUGCCCUCCACCCUGUUCCAGGAAAGACCGAUAACUUUGGAGAGAAAUCUCUUGAUGACUAAAAACUCCCUGAGCCAGGAUGAGGUUUUGAGUCAGAGUUCAUAUAAAGAAAAUGCAAAUACCACCUACCUCAAACCAGGACGUCAAUUUCCUCCUCUGAUUUCUGGCGAGAUAAUGAAGUGACGCCUAUAAGUUAAGGCAAGCACUGGAAAUAUUAAUGCGUGGUGAAUAGAAAUUGCAUUUUUCUAUUAAAUGAUAAUAAACUGUGUUAUCCUUAGCUGUACAGGCAUGUAAAAAGAAUGUAAUGCAGUCCCAUUGAUAAGGCCUGCUCAACAGAGGAAUCUCAUCAGCUCAGAAGUAUUUUGAAAGCAAUUUGGUAUGUCUCUACAAUUCCUGAUCACACAUUCUAUAAUCAUUUGAGCUGAUUGUUGGGUUCCUCACACUGACACGUUCCUGUAAUUUCAGUGUGUCACCCUCAUACUGCCAGAGCAGGGUUCCAUGGGGAUUUAUUGUUCUAACAUUGUUUUGCUUGUUUCCUUUUGUGUGUAUUACCAAAUGGGUGCAGUAACUGUAAGGGGGAGAUCAGGUGGGAAGGAUUGUGAGUUAUAGCACAGUCUGAGAAGUCUGGACUCCUAAUGCUGCCACUGUCUUGGUAUCUGGCCUUGGGCAAGUCACUUAACCUGUUUGUGUCUGGGUUUCCCUAUUUGUAGUAGAGGCAUUGUGUGACAUAACUGGUGUUUGUAAAGCCUUUGAUGCUUCUCUAACGCCUUUCAGCCAAAGAUUUUGAAGUAUAAUUCUUACUCAGGAAAAGCAGUAUUUACUCCUGCAUCCUCCACCCACCACCUUGUGAAAUUUGACCAGUUCCCCAUUAAUUCUCCAACAUUUACCAUGACUCUCAUGGGUGCGGCUAAAUCACAUCAGCAAAAUGAUAAAAACGAGGAGGAGAACGGGGUUUGUUCUGCUCCAGCUGUGGAAUGUACAGAUCCACAGCUGGGGUGGGAGGUGGGGUGAACGGGAGGACCCAGAGGGAACGGACCCCCAAAGGAAGGCUUUGUCUUUGUCAAAGAGUUUACGUUUGGAAGCUGUCAUUCUGUGCAUUGCCUUUUUGUUUACUAUGUAUGU
Molecule: messenger RNA, 3498 nt
Organism: Mauremys mutica (yellowpond turtle)
Lineage: Eukaryota; Metazoa; Chordata; Testudines; Geoemydidae
Gene: TNFRSF18
Product: TNF receptor superfamily member 18
Exons: 6
Coding region: 74-838 (254 amino acids)
Biological process (GO): positive regulation of cell adhesion
Cellular component (GO): external side of plasma membrane
Molecular function (GO): protein binding
Source: RefSeq, a predicted model, not a curated record